Caenorhabditis remanei is the source of this 1362-nucleotide messenger RNA. RefSeq lists its product as uncharacterized. The coding region runs from base 1 to 1362 and encodes 453 amino acids. The record is from RefSeq and is a predicted model, not a curated record. The transcript has 5 exons. Lineage: Eukaryota; Metazoa; Nematoda; Chromadorea; Rhabditida; Rhabditidae.
AUGUAUCAACCUGUGUUGGCUGGAUAUUCUCUUGGAAUACUCAAUGAAAUUGGGGUUCCUGCAAAGGAUAUGUAUUAUUUAGCUGUUGUGCAAAUCGCAGGAGUAAUAGUCUCCGUCGCGUAUUUAUUCGAGACCCGGUUCUUCAUACUCUAUGCCCAGGAGACCUUCUGGAAGUAUCUUCGUCGUCCAUGGAUCCUUAUCAAUUAUAUUAUUGCAUUCACUUAUAUGAUACCCACAUAUUUAGCAGUUCCAGAUCAGAAAACAGGAAAAGAAUAUCAAUUUGGAAGGUAUCCAUGCCUACCAAAUGAAGUUUAUGAGGAUAAAGUGUUUCUAUUGUCCACGUGGAGUUCAGGAGUUGCUUAUAACAUGUGUGUAAAUACUGCAGGACAGCAGACUUUACUCUUUGUUGGUUUGAUAUUUUGGAAUAUGAAAAAGUCAAUGGGGGAAGCGAAAUGGUCGAAAAGGACAAUGAGUAUGCAUCGGAUGUUUUUCAAAACAUUAACUUUACAGAUGAAUUCAAUGAAAUGGCCAAUGCUCAACCUACAUUUAUGGAGUGCUUCGUUAGAUUUCUCCUUCGGUGUUUUGAUUGUUCCAUUCAUGUAUCAACCUGUGUUGGCUGGAUAUUCUCUUGGAAUACUCAAUGAAUUCGGAGUACCAAUGAAGGACAUGUUCUAUUUGGCUGUGGUUCAGAUAGGUGGUGUGAUGGUAGCUGUCACGAUCCUUUUCGAGACUCGUUUCUUUAUACUGUAUGCCCGUGAAACCUUCUGGAAACAUCUCCGUCGUCCAUGGCUUGUACUGAACUACCUUAUCUGCUUAGUGUACUUUGUACCCACAUAUUUAGCAGUUCCUGAUCAAAAAACCGGAAAAGAAUAUCAAUUUGGUCGAUACCCAUGCCUACCAAAUGAAGUAUAUGAAGAUAAAGUGUUCCUUCUCACUACGUGGAGUACUGGAGUUGGUUAUAACUCAUUAUUGAAUACAACUCCUCAGCAGACACUUAUAUUUAUUUUAUUGAUUUAUUGGAACAUGAAAAAGUCGAUGAGUGGACUGAAAAUGUCAAAGAAAACUGUUGAUUUGCAUAGAAGAUUCAUGAGAUCGUUAGUUUUACAGGUUACAAUACCGGUUGUUACCGUAAUCCUACCUCAAAUCUAUAACACCAUUGCCACGUACAACUCAUAUUAUAAUCAAGGACUGAAUAAUAUAUCGAUAUGUAUUAUGACAACACACGGCUUAGUAUCAUCUAUUUCUAUGAUUUAUCUGCACAAAUCAUAUUGGGAAGCAAUACAUUAUUCCUUCUGUCCUCAAAAAUUUCUGGUUGAUGAUACGGCGAUUUUCACAAAAUCUAUUCAAAUGAAGCAUUUUUGA